Messenger RNA from Mytilus trossulus (common blue mussel), 2445 nucleotides. RefSeq lists its product as uncharacterized. The record is from RefSeq and is a predicted model, not a curated record. Bases 1 to 2445 code for a protein of 814 amino acids. Lineage: Eukaryota; Metazoa; Mollusca; Bivalvia; Mytilida; Mytilidae. The transcript has 16 exons.
AUGAAGUCAAGUAUAUACAUCUUUAUUCUUACCAUUCAUUUGGUAAAUGGAUUCUUACCAAGAACUCCACCUCCGGGUCAUUGGCAAACGAAAACCCAUUUUGAUAUAACCAACACUGGAAUUUUACAAGCAGUUUCUGAGUACAUUUUCGAGACAAAAAAUACCAGUGCUUCAUCUCCAAGUUUUGCUUUAAAUGCUUUCUUCGGUACAGAUUAUAAUGGAAUGGCAAGGAUGUUUGAAACAGUUAGACACGUUAGAACUGCAGUUGCAGACACACAAGAAAACAAAAGAACUGUUGGUUAUGUUCAUUGUAAUGCAGAUCAAAUCAAGCUUGGUAUUAAAGGAAAGCAAUUAAUGACAAUAGCAAGUCCAGAGGAAGAUACUUGUAAAGACGUACCUAACAUAGAUAAAGGCUGUAAAGAUAACAUGUUAGUAGAGAACAAACUGACGAGUGGCUAUCACCAUGGUCGAGGAAAUGUAAAACCCCCAAGAUCUCGAGGUUCCAAGACAGGAAAAUGUAGUCAUGGUGGACCGGCCGAUACAAGCCGACGAUUGCCAGCGAAGUGUGGAAUUAAUAAAGAUACAACAGUAGAAAAGCUUUCACCACACUACCAUCUACACGACGAUGCUUAUCUCGCAGCUGUAGCUGCAACUAAACAUUUGUUAAUCGAUAAAGAUACAGGUAUUCUUCAACACCUCGGAAACAAAACAUUUGAUUUGCUUUUUCAUAUCAAACAACGGAGAAAAGUAUCAUUAUCGUUUGCUCUUGAUUAUUCUGGAUCAAUGGCAUCAGAAAUAGCAGCAGUCAAGGAGAAAAUAAUUCAAAUUGUCACAAGUACACUAGGGUCUGAAAAUGAACCGGCAAACUACGUUUUAUCUUUAUUUAAUGAUCCGGCUAGUCUAAAUAAGGCCAACGUAUUUAGCAGUGGAUCUGACAUGAUACAAAACAUAUCAAAUGUAAUAGUUGGAGGAGGAAAUGAUUGUCCAGAACUAGCAGCAGCCGGAAUAUUAAAUGCUAUUGAAUUGUCUCUACCCGAUUCAACAAUUUUUGUUUUCACUGAUGCUGAUGCAAAAGAUGCACACAGGAUAUUAGAGAUACAAACCGCAGCUAAAUCCAAACAAAUUAAAGUUACUACACUUCAGACUGAUAAAUGUGCAAGAAGAAAGCGGAAUUCGGAUUCAGAUUACCGAUAUCAACGUGACACAAACUUCUUUGAGACUGUAGCGGCUUCCACUGGAGGCAAGGUUUAUCAAACGAACAAGGAAGAUAUAGGAAAUAUUUUGGAUGAAGUUAUUGAGAAGCUAUCUCCAGAAAAGUAUUACUUACUUAGAACGAAAAAAGCUUAUGAAGUGAAUAUAACAGCUCAAAGUUCAAUUGAAGUUGAUGGUGAAAUUGUUGAGGAAAACGAGAAUGGAUCAUCGAUAUCAGUUGAAGGGUCUCCAAUAGUUGGUAAUAGUACAGGAGCUAUUUGUAACAAAUACACGUACAUAGUAUCAAUAGUUAAUUUUGGUAACGGCACAUGCACUGAACUUUCAAUCGUGGAUAUGGAUGGGAAUAUGCUAAUGAGCUACGAACCAGCUGUGACAUUUUCUUACAUUGAUAUGUUGUGUUCUGCAGAUAUAGUUGCACCAAACACUGCAUUUCAAGUUAAAGUAGUUGCUAUAGAUGAGUCCAAUACCAUAAUCAUUCGCACUGUUCCAUCGGUCAUAAGACCUUCUAGUGUUGCACUGACAAUUACAUCAUAUAGAGAUGACAUUGCUCUUGACAAGGAACACGAAGUCUGGUACAGUGUUGUUAAUACAGGGACAAAUACAGAGAUGUACAAUAUUCGAUUGCACGACGAUAAAUCCUUUGCUCUUGAACCUCUGACACAUUACCAUACCUUACAUGCUGGAGAUCAAGCAAAUGGAAGUUUUAUCUUCUUUCCGAAAAACGAUGUUGGAAUACUAACGUACCAAGUAAUAGCAGAACUGAAUAAAACGUCAGAAAGACGACAAACUAUAACAAAAAGGGUAUCGGUAACGACAACUGAGCGGCCAGUCUGUGAAGUAGUAUAUGUUUUUGGCAAGUGUGAAAUUCCUUCACUAAAUACUGCAAAUUGUUCAAAAUAUAAUUGGUAUGCUGAAAGUUCUGUAUAUUUUCGUGGAACAGAAAUUGAAAGCAUAUCGUCUUCCGGUGGUUCGGCUGUUCAUUUGGAAUAUCAGAAUUUAACAGACAUCACUGAAGGACCCCUAAAAAUAAAUAUAAGUGGUGUAUGUUGUACACCUUAUGUAACAAUUGAUGCAACCGAUGUUGACGGCUUCAUGUCACAUUGUAUACUAGAUUUAUCUGACGGACUUGAAGUUGAACCCGUCGAUCCAGUUGAUGAUGUUGUUACAAUUCCAUCUACACCUGUAAGUAGCCAGUGCAAUUUGCCUUUUAAGAAACUAGAGGUCUAUGGGUAA